GGAAAUGACCGUGCGGGUAAUGUUGGGAGAGGGGCACUGCUGAACCGUUUGAAAGGAAAAGUCGAUUGAAGCUGGAGCAGUGAGUGACGUUAUCUUUUGGAAAGAGGGAGGGAGAAAGAGAGACUGCUGGACUCCAUUAGCUGAAGCCAGGAGGCACCUUAGGUUACUUCAAUUGGACGAGUUCUUUGGGAUUUUCUCUUUGAAUAUACCCAGAUAGCCUACAUGAUUUAGAAAAUAACAGGUUGACUAUCGAAACCUCGGGAGUUUAAGUGGCUUUUUGGAUUUGGGUUGGUGUAUUUGAGAAGGAUGGCGCUGGACGGUAUACGGAUGCCCGAUGGCUGCUAUGCUGACGGGACGUGGGAACUGAAAAUGCACGUGACAGACCUCCAUAGGGACGUGUCUUUGAGGGUCACCGGCGAGAUCCACAUCGGUGGGGUCAUGCUCAAACUCGUGGAGAAACUCGAUGUGAAGAAGGACUGGUCGGACCACGCCCUGUGGUGGGAGAAGAAGAAGACAUGGCUGCUGAAGACCCACUGGACCCUGGACAAGUAUGGUAUCCAGGCAGACGCCCGGCUCCUCUUCACCCCCCAGCACAAGCUGCUGCGCCUUCAGCUGCCCAACAUGAAGCACAUGAAGGUCAAGGUCAACUUCUCUGACCGCGUCUUCAAGGCGGUCUCUGACAUCUGCAAGACUUUCAACAUCCGUCAUCCAGAGGAGGCGUCUCUACUGCGUAAGCCCCGUGACCCCAAGAAGAAGAAGAAAAAGCUGGAGGAGGCUGAGGAGGAGGCUCUGGAGCUGGAGGGGCCACUGCUCACCCCUGGAUCAGGUACCUCUGAGAUAAUUUACAUCGGGCCGGUCAAAGGGAGCAUCUACUCCAGUCCAGGUCUGUACAGUAAGACCAUGACCCCCACCUAUGACUCCAGAGACGGCAGCCCCCUGUCCCCCACCACCGCCUGGUUCGGAGACAGCCCCCUGUCCGAGGGCAAUCCCAGCAUCCUUGCUGUCAGCCAGCCAAUCUCCUCGCCCGAUAUCCUGGCCAAACUCUACAAGCCCCAGUCCCUCCUGGACAAGGCAAAGAUCAACCAGGGGUGGCUGGACUCAUCCAGGUCUCUGAUGGAGCAGGAUGUCAAGGAGAAUGAGGUGCUCCUCCUGCGGUUUAAGUACCACAGCUUCUUCGACCUCAACCCCAAGUACGAUGCCAUCAGGGUGAACCAGCUAUAUGAGCAGGCCAAGUGGGCCAUCCUGCUGGAGGAAAUAGAGUGCACUGAGGAGGAGAUGAUGAUGUUCGCCGCCCUGCAGUACCACAUCAACAAGCUGUCCAUCAUGUCGUCAGGAAACCACAUGAACAACAGUGAGAAGGAGGUGGACGAGGUGGAUGCUGCCCUGUCAGACCUGGAGAUCACCCUGGAGGGAGGCAAGACCUCCAACACCCUGGGUGAUAUCACGUCCAUUCCUGAACUGGCCGACUACGUCAAAGUCUUCAAGCCAAAAAAACUGACACUGAAAGGCUACAAGCAGUACUGGUGCACGUUCAAGGACAUCACAAUUUCCUGCUACAAGAGCAAAGAGGAGGCUCAUGGGACGCCCUCCCUCCAAAUGAAUCUAAGAGGUUGUGAGGUGACACCAGAUGUGAACAUCUCCAGUCAGAAAUUCAACAUCAAGUUGCUAAUCCCGGUGGCUGAUGGCAUGAAUGAGAUCUGGCUGCGGUGUGACGCUGAGAAGCCGUAUGCCCACUGGAUGGCAGCGUGCCGCCUGGCCUCUAAGGGGAAGACAAUGGCAGACAGCUCCUAUAACCUGGAGGUCCAGAACAUUCUGUCCUUCCUCAAGAUGCAGCACAUGAACCCUGACCCCCAGUUCAUCGCCGAGCCAGCCGUCACCAACGACAUCAACUCUGAGUGCCUGGUGUCGCCGCGCUACCUGAAGAAGUACAAGAACAAGCAGCCAGGCUAUAUCAGGGACCUGAUUUCGGCCCGGAUCCUAGAGGCCCACCAGAACGUGGCCCAGAUGAGUCUGAUCGAGGCCAAGAUGCGCUUCAUCCAAGCGUGGCAGUCCCUGCCUGAGUUUGGCAUCACUCACUUCCUGGCCAAAUUCCAGGGUGGGAAGAGGGACGAGCUGAUCGGCAUCACCUACAACCGUCUCAUCCGAAUGGACGCCAACACCGGAGACGCCAUCAAGACCUGGAGGUUCGCCAACAUGAAGCAGUGGAAUGUCAACUGGGAGAUCAAGAUGGUGACGGUGGAGUUUGCAGACGAGCCUAGCCUGGCCUUCAUCUGUGCGGAGGUGGACUGUAAGGUGGUACAUGAGUUCAUCGGAGGCUACAUCUUCCUGUCCACGCGCGCCAAAGACCAGAACGAGUCUCUGGACGAGGAGAUGUUCUACAAGCUGACCAGCGGCUGGGUCUGAGUCUGACUACCUGACCCCCUGGGCCAGAGGCCAGAGGUUGGGGUCAAGAGGGGAGGGAGGGUGGUGGCUAGAUCAUAUAGGUUUAUUUUAUUUCUUAUAUAUUUUUGGUGGUUUUAUUUUGGAACCGUGCUUUAGAGCCCCAUGCGGCCGCCCACUAUCGCCAUUGUUGUUAAGAAGCUGAUACCCUUUAUUUGUUGUUGCAUUAAUGCUAACAAAGGUUUUUGUAAACACUAAUAUUCUGCGCAACGCUGCAGCCCAGACUAACUCCAAACCCUGCCUGUGGCCCCCCCAUCGCCCACAUUAUUUGACAGAAAGUUUUUAUUUUUUCAUGACCGCUCUCCACUCCCCCAUCCCACCAAUGCACUGGGGACAUCAGCCUUUUCCUCAAGCAGCUAUCACAAAGCUACGUCCAUGAGAACCUAUCACAUGUCAUCAGGAGACAUCAACUCCAUUCCAAAGACUAUUUCUUAAUUCCCCCCCCCCCCCUUCUACUCUGACUCCCCUGAAGGAACUGAUCAAAUUGACCCGUCAGCCUCUCAGCUACGGCGUCAUCAUAUUCCGACCAGACAACAAAACCAUGUAUCAGUGCUUAUGAAGAAUCACAUUAUUUAUUUAUCCCUGUUUUGUUUUCUGGUUUUAAAGUUGUCAUUUUGGUGAGGUGUGGUGGUGUUCGGAGUCUUUGAAGUGGCCUGUUGUUGUUUGUGUACUGCCUGACAUCCUGUGAUAUGAUACUCUGUCUAAUUUAUGCUGCAGAGUGACACCUCACUCUCACGUGUUGUACAUCCACAUAUUUACUCCAUUUGGUGUAACUACAGGCAGUAGCAAUCAUCAAAGUAAGAGUAUCGGCAAAACAGCGACACACUUUUACUUUCUCAGCAGAGACCUGAAGUGAUAUGAGGUCAUUUUCUUCCGUCAUUAAGGAAAUGCUGAGGAACCCAGAGGUCAUGGAGAGACUUGGGCACCGUGUCCUCUCCAUCGAUGAAGGAUUUUCACUUUGAUCUAACUAGUCCAUAUGAAGUCACACUUCGGCAGUAAGCACUUCUCCAGUAUAUGUGUGAUCCCUGGUCACACUUUAUUUGGAUAGUCCGGAUUUUCCAUCUGUAGAUGCUCUACAGCUGGUCACGCUAUCAACAAGCUAUAUUGAUAAGCAACUGCUUGCUAAGGUUACAGUUAGGGUAAUGGUUACGUUUAGGAUAAGGAUUAAGGUUAGGGUUAGUAGAUAGUUAGUUGAAAUGUUACUGAUAGUCUGUAGAGCAUCUAUAGAUGGACUUCAAGUAAAGUGUAACCUGAUCCCUUAAUGAAUAAGCUGUAGUAGUUCAAUUCAUUGUUGUUUUUUUUCAUUGUGUUUUUGUGUCUGAACAUACCUCCAGUGACUGUCUCCUAUCCUCUGUGUUCAGUAGCUCUAUAGUAAUCUGUGUGAAACACUACAUACAACAGCUAAUAAGUGCGCUUGGAGAGUUUAAACAGCCUUGGUACACACCUACAGUAGCGCUUCUCUGUCUGCAUUAGUUAACAUGUCAGCACAACAGGAGCUCAAGCAGGGUGAAUGUCCUGUAGUUUCUUAUCUGUAAACUGCUGAAUAACCAUGCCUUGUUCUCAUAGCUACACUCAAGGUUGAAGGUGUCAGUGAUCAUCUAGAAGGGGUCACUCAAGGAUACUCUGUUUGAGAAGGAAUUUUAAUGGGUUUCAUGGGCAAGUUCUGAGGCAAUUACUGAAAAUGCAAAUAAGAAUGUUAUUGUCAUGGAAUAUGUGGUGCCAUGAAAGAUUGUUGCCCAAAUGAUUUGGCUCAGAUACAUGCUGCCAGCCACAUAGGGUUGUCCGGUGUCCACAGCAUGUCGGAAAGACCUCGGCUCUGCCUUGAGACUCAGACCCUUGCAAUUGCAUUGUGCAUGUGUAGUACAGCUGGAGGGAUACUACCAAUAAUAACAGCGUUCCCAAGUGCUGCCGCCUCUUUUACGUUGCCAUUCUUUAUCGUACACCGUAUAGUGUUAUUGUUCAGUACCCUUUUCACUAUUACGCUCCAGCAAUAGGUCACCAAGUUUGAAGAAUGAAUUAUGCAAAGUCUUUUUUCUUUGUCCUCAGUAUGAAUGAACAUUAAAUGAAGUAUUAGUUUUUUGUAACUAAUGUAAAAACACAGGUUUUAUAGAAUUGUACAGUUCUUUUGUUGCUGCUUUUUUUCUUGUUGUGUAUUUUUCUUUCCAGAAAAGGGGGGGAAAGCCAUUUGUCAACGUUGUGUAGUAUGAAAAUAUGUGCCUGCCAAUGUUAUUAGUCUUAUAGAGUUUUUAACAUGAAUGAAAUAUAUAUAUAUAUAUAUAUAUAUAUAUAUAUAUAUAUAUAUAUAUAUAUAUAUAUAUAUAUAUAUAUAUAUGAAGAAAACGCUAGUCUCAAACUCCAGGUUGGUUGGGAUUUAACAAUGAUUUUUCUCACACUACAUAUUAUUAUUAUUACUCAGAAAUAUUGAUAAAAGUGCUUUUCAAUGUACUUUUUUCUUGUUGCCUCUCCUAUAAGCUGAAUUACAUGGAUAUUUUAUUGCAUUUAUUUGGCACUGAUCUUUCUCUCUAGCUCUGUAAACUACCACCAAUGACACAUCCCUAGGCUGCCAAACCCUUACUCUGCUGUUCAGUGCCUUUUCAAAAAUAUAUCACUUCAUUUUCAGAUUUGAUCACUAUUGUAGCUUUUAACUGAAUAAUGUUUUUGGUAUGAAGGAGACCCUUUUAGUUGAAGUAGACCUUGGAGUUUGAGACAAACGGCCGUAUAUGAACUGAAGUAAAAUAAGCAAACUUAGCCUAGUUCUUUCCUAUAACAGUUGUUUUUUGUUUUCCUCCAAUGUCCAGAGCAGCAGUGCAUGGCCGGCUGUUUUCAGACUGUAAAAAAUGCAUUUAUUUAAAAAAAAUAAAAGUAAUUUUUAUUUAA
Coregonus clupeaformis (lake whitefish) is the source of this 5316-nucleotide messenger RNA. Its product is annotated as fermitin family homolog 2. Lineage: Eukaryota; Metazoa; Chordata; Actinopteri; Salmoniformes; Salmonidae. Gene Ontology annotation, cellular component: extrinsic component of cytoplasmic side of plasma membrane; focal adhesion. The transcript has 17 exons. Gene Ontology annotation, molecular function: integrin binding. Gene Ontology annotation, biological process: cell-matrix adhesion; integrin-mediated signaling pathway. The record is from RefSeq and is a predicted model, not a curated record. Bases 307 to 2403 code for a protein of 698 amino acids.